Messenger RNA from Sebastes umbrosus (honeycomb rockfish), 1519 nucleotides. Its product is annotated as stathmin-4-like. Gene Ontology annotation, molecular function: tubulin binding. Lineage: Eukaryota; Metazoa; Chordata; Actinopteri; Perciformes; Sebastidae. The transcript is spliced from 7 exons. Bases 191 to 697 code for a protein of 168 amino acids. Gene Ontology annotation, biological process: neuron projection development; regulation of microtubule polymerization or depolymerization; microtubule depolymerization. Gene Ontology annotation, cellular component: cytoplasm; neuron projection. The record is from RefSeq and is a predicted model, not a curated record.
CAAUCACAGCCCAGUAUCCCUGCCGGCCAAUCAGAUCCCUCCUGGGUGAUGUCAUACAGCAGGCUGCUGUUUGGUGCUGAUGCUGCUGAGCUGCAGAUCUUCACUCUGAGCAGAGAGACCGAGCAUCACUGCAGGGAACAGACUCUACCUCACCACAGUGUCUUCGACAGAAAACAGCAGCAGCAGCAGAAUGACUCUAGCAGCAUACCGAGAGAAGAUGCGAGAGCUCCCCCUGGUGUCUCUCUUCUGCUCCUGCAUCCUCCCCCAACCCAGAGACACCACGGCCGACAAGGAAGCAGGCGUGGUGGACCUGAACCUGUGCAACAUCCGGGACAUGGAGGUGAUCGAGCUGAGCAAGCGGACGAGCGGCCAGGCCUUCGAGGUCAUCCUGAAGCCGCCCACCUUCGACGGCGGCCCGGAGCUGAGGGCGACCACGCCGCCUCGCGGGAAACCCUCGCUGGAGGAGAUCCAGAAGAAACUGGACGCUGCUCAGGAGAGGAGGAAGUGUCAUGAGGCGGAACUGCUGAAGCACCUGGCCGAGAGGAGGGAGCACGAGCGCGAAGUCGCUCAGAAAGCUCUGACCAAAGAGCGCCAGGAGCACCGCGCCGACGCCGACAAGGAGCAGCGGCAGAUGCACCUGAACGCCUCACAGGAGCGACUGCAGGAGGAGGACAAGCACAGUGUGGAGGUGUCUUGAUGGCCUGAUCACAACACAAGCUGAACCUUAUUUGGAAGCCAUUUUGGAGGGCUGAUGAGCUGAGGAUUGAUGUGCCGGCACAACCUGGCACUGCUCCGACUGGGAGACUGACAGGACAAAGAGACUCUGAAAAGAGUGAGAAGAAGAAGAAGAAAACGAGGAGGAGGAGGAGGACUGAGGAAGAGUCCGACUGCUCGACCUCCUCCCGUACAACCAGGACUCUUUUUAAACGAGAUAAAACUUGUGAAGGACGCUGCAUAUUCAUCAUUAGAUAGUUCACAGGGGUUUUACUGUGCUUUGUUGCUAUGCCAACAGUGCCAAUGUGUUCAUGUGUGUGAUUGUAAAAGUGUGAAAGGUGGACCAAAACCAUACCUGAAACAGAACCCGGACACGAGUCCAAGGAGUCCAGAAAACAGCCAGCUGGACUGCAGUAGCUGCACCGGGCGUCUUCUACUUCUACGUCAAAAUGAUCCCUCACAGAAAGACACAGGCUGGACCGCCUCUUCCUGCUGAGAGGGUUGAAUGUGUUGGAGUCUCUGCUACCUGGAUGUACAACUGAUCUGAGUUAAACAGCUCUAUCUCCUGGACGGUUUAGAUCAUCACAUUUACUGUAAAACCAUGACAACAAGAAAGACAUCUAGUGGCAGAUGUAGGGAAGUGUAGUGAGUCAAGACCGAGUCCUAACACAGAUCAAGACCAAGCCAAGACCAAUACCAGGAAAGGCAAAAAGGUUAACUGGACUUUGUUGACACCAAAGUCUGUUGUAGGCUAGAUUAGUGUCUGAGACUGAGAGUCCAAGUCUGGAUGAAAACACCCACCAAA